Vigna umbellata (rice bean) is the source of this 2289-nucleotide messenger RNA. NCBI's taxonomy places the organism in Eukaryota, Viridiplantae, Streptophyta, Magnoliopsida, Fabales, Fabaceae. The record is from RefSeq and is a predicted model, not a curated record.
AUGGAUGAAUAUCUUCAUAUGGAUUCUCAAGUUGGUUCUAGUUUGAUAUCUGAUUUCUCUUCAUUCAUUGGCAAAGUUGGAGAGGGAGAUUUGACAAAUAAAUUUACCACAAAUGAAAUAUUUCGUUCACGGGAGCACUUAAUUGCAUGGGUAAGAGGGAUGACUUAUGAUUUAGGAUUUGUUGUGGUAAUAGUAAGAUCUGAUAUAGCUACUGGUGUACGGGGAAGAAAAACGUUUGUCAUACUUGGAUGUGAAAGAGGAGGGAAAUAUCGGAAAUACAAAGCCCAUGUGGUGCCUAGUGUAUACGGGACUCAUAAAUGUGAGUGUCCGUUUAAAUUAAAGGGUAAACCAGGUUCAGACGGUGAUGGAUGGGUGUUGAAGGUGAUGUGUGGACAUCACAACCAUGAUUUGGCUGAAACUUUAGUUGGACAUCCUUAUGUUGGCAGGUUAAAUAUGAGUGAGCAGUCAUUACUGGUUGAUAUGACAAAGAGUAAAGUUACACCUUCAAAUAUUUUAUUAACCCUCAAACAAAAUAAUGAUCGAAAUGUCACAACGAUUAAACAAAUCUACAACGCAAGACAAGCGUAUAAACGAUCAUUGAGAGGGUCCAGAACUGAACUACAACAACUUAUGAUGUUGUUGGAUCCGGAUAAGUACAUUCAUUGGAGUAGGUGUGCCGACGAUUCAAAGGUUGUUACUAACCUGUUUUGGACACAUCCUGAAGCGGUGAAAUUAUUAAACUCAUUUAAUGUUGUAUUUGUUAUGGAUUCCACAUAUAAAACAAAUAGAUAUAGAUUUCCAUUGCUUGAGAUUGUGGGCAUGACGUCUACAGGGUUAAACUUCUCUGCAGCAUUUGCUUUCUUGUCUAUUGAGCGACAGAGUAAUUUCACAUGGGCUUUGGAAAAGUUGAAAUGUUUAUUUUUAACAUCUGAGGGUGGUCCUAAAGUCAUUGUCACUGACCGAGACUUGGCUUUGAUGAAUGCCAUUGCAAAUACUUGGAUUAUUCCGUACAGUACAUACUUUGUAAAGUUUUGGACGAACAAAGUAAUGCAUUUAGGGAACACAACCACAAAUAGGGUUGAGUCUACUCAUUGGAGUCUGAAGAAAGUUCUGGGCAAUAGUAUGGGUGAUUUGUGUUCUUGUUGGGAUAGUAUUCAUAACGUUGUUAUCCUACAACACAACAAGAUUAAGGCGUCAUUUGAAAGAAGUGUGUUGCUCAUGAGUGACCCUUUUAAAGGAUACAAAUAUAAAAAACUUAUUAGGCGUGUCUCUCAAUAUGCAUUGGAUCUCAUUGCUAAGGAAUUGGAAAGAGUGCAGCAAAUAGGAUUGGACUCAUCAAAGUGUGGAUGUGUAUUGAGACGUACAUUUGGUGUCCCAUGUGCAUGUGAAUUAGCACGGUAUGAUGUUGGAUUGAUCCCUCUGGGUGAAUUUCAUAUCAUGUGGCGAAGAUUGCAUUUCUCAAAUGUUGAAUUAAAUGAAACUGAGCCCAAGUUAUCCAUUAAAGAUGAGUUGAAACAAGUACAAGAACGAUUCAAUGAGGUUGACAUUGGAGAUAAAAUCACCAUCAAGCAAAAGUUACUUGAAAUUACUUGUCCUACAUUGACAUCAAUGGUCCCUCCAUUACAUAAAGUCAAGACAAAGGGUGCUAAAAAAAGUAAAGUUCAACGAAGAGAAAGGUCUACUACGCGGGAUCCAUCAUAUUUUGAGUAUGUCGAUGCCUUUCAUUCAACCAUAGAAUCUUCAACUGUGAAAAGUAAAUUACAAUCAAAGCCAAAUGUAGUGAAGAAAAAGAAAGUUCCAAUGAUAGACCAGUUUCAUUCUAUUACUCACCCAUUCAUUGUGGACGUUGUUGAUGUUGUGGCUGAUGGUCACUGUGGAUAUAGAUGCAUUGCUGCCUCGUUGGGACUCGGAGAAGAUUCAUGGCCCGUUAUCAGAAAUGAUUUGUACAAAGAACUCAGUCAAUGGCGUGAUGAAUAUGCAAGCCUAGUAGGAGGGUAUGAUAGACUAGAAGAACUGAGGAACUCUUUGUUGAUUAUGAAGUCACAGUCGACGGUUAACAUGAAUAAGUGGAUGACAUUACCAGACAUUGGUUAUGCAAUUGCUAACCGAUAUAAUGUCAUAUUAGUUAAGUUACAAGAAGAUUGUCCUUUGCCCAUGGUCAAUACCAUCUCCUCAACCCACUGUUAUCUUGAGGCACGAGCGUGGUCAUCUAUGUAUACUAGUAGGAUGCAAACAUUUGCACACCUGAUGGGCGUAACGACAUCUUAUGUUGACUUGGGUGAUUCAUGA